AACCACACUAAGCAUAAGGCUGGGAAUUUUAUGAAGUAACUACAGCAUAAAGCUUGGAGUAAUUGAGAUUUGUUCACAACAUGAACUUCAGGAAGAUAUUGUCAAUUGCGUGGAUCUAUAAAGACAGUCUGAUCAUUGUAAUGACGCCACUGCUGCUUCUACCAUUGUUGUUGAUCAACCAAUCUAAGGUUACAAGCUGUGCGUUUGGCCUCUGCAUCAUGGCUGUUUAUUGGUCGACUGAAGCAUGUCCUUUAGCGGUCACUUCGCUUCUACCGAUCAUUAUUUUCCCCAUGCUCGGCAUAGCAACUGCAGAUAACGUUUCAAUGAUGUACACGAGGCAAAUUAACUUUCUAUUCAUGGGUGGAUUGAUAAUGGCGGUUGCCAUCCAGGAGUGGAACCUUCAUCGAAGGAUUGCUUUCAAAGUUUUGAUGUUAAUCGGUUCCCGUCCGUGCUGGAUUAUAUUAGGAUUCAUGGUGCUUACAAGCUUGCUCUCAAUGUGGAUAAGCAACACCGCCACCACUGCAAUGAUGGUGCCAAUAGCUAGUGCUGUCUACGACCAAAUGAAUGACAUCAAACAAGUGGAAAAAUCAACACUUGACGAGGAGACAACUUUAAAAGAGGAAAGAGAUGGAAUCAAUGACGAAGCAUUACCAAGCAAGGAAACCGACAAAGCAGAGAUCCCCUUAGAUGGUGUCAACGUAACAAACAUCUCAUGGACCUUAAUGAAUUGCUUAUCUUUACAGAGGGAAAAUGGCCCAAACGAGAAGUUGAGAAAAGCGAUGCUGAUUUCUGUAGCUUACUCGGCAAAUAUUGGUGGCUUUGCAACUUUAAUUGGAACCCCAUCUAACCUUUUACUACCUGGUGCUCUCGUAUCCGUUUAUGGCGAAGAUGCAUCUGAACAAGUAAACUUCGUAUCAUGGAUGGGGUUCAGCUUACCUAUAUCGGCUGUUUGUCUUUUCUUUACAUGGAUAUGGCUGCAGGUUCGAUUCAUUGGCAUCCGACAGCUUUGGCAGAAGGGUGAUAAACAGAAAGACAACCGAGUGAAAACCUACAUUGUCAAUUCCUACAAAAAACUAGGUCCCAUAUCGUUUGGGGAGAUGGCUGUACUCGCUCACUUCGUGGUAUUGACCGUAUUAUGGUUAACCAGAGAUCCUAAAAUUAUCACUGGGUGGAAAGAUAUAUUUCCAGGAGGGUUGGUGAAGGAUUCUACAUCAGCCAUGUUGAUAAGCUUUAGUCUCCUUAUCUUCCCGUCGAAAAAUCCUUUCCGAAAGUCGGAGGACCCAAGUGAGCUCCCAGUUGCCUCUCCUCCGCUUUUGGAGUGGAAAACACUUAGGGAAAACUUUGCCUGGGAUGUAUUUUUUCUUAUCGGAGCAGGACUCGCGUUGGCAAGAGUAUGCGAGGAGUCUGGACUAUCCUAUUGGGUUGGGGACGCCAUAUCUGGAUUGAGUGAAAUAUCGCCUGUUGCGUUUGCCUUGAUCAUCUCAAUAACAUUGUCUUUCGUCACAGAAUUCACCAGCAAUGUAAGCACUGCAAGCCUAUUUCUUCCAAUUUUGUGUCGUCUGGCCUCACACUCUGGUAUACAUCCUCUAUACAUCGUUAUCCCUGCCACCAUAUCUUGCUCAUUUGCCUUCUCGCUACCAGUAGCUACACCUCCGAAUGCAAUCGCCUUCUCGUUUGGCGGACUAAAAGUAAAAGAUCUGAUUUCCACCGGAUUGGUGCUCAACUUUAUAUGUGUGCUCAUUCUCAACGGAUUUUUAAACACUACAGGAGUUGCGAUGUUCCACCUAAAUGAUCUCAGCUCGUUCACCAAUACUACUGAUCUAAAAUAAAUCAUAAGAAACCUAAAUGAUAGGAUUGUUGCCUAAAAUAAAAAGUGUCACGGUGGAAAUAUAUGCUUUAGAUUAGACAUAGCAAAGGAACUGCGUUUGUAUACAAUCUUGGUUAAACGCGUUAGUCAGGAAAGUUUUGUGCUUGAAUAGCUUGAAUGCU
Messenger RNA from Ciona intestinalis (vase tunicate), 1989 nucleotides. NCBI's taxonomy places the organism in Eukaryota, Metazoa, Chordata, Ascidiacea, Phlebobranchia, Cionidae. The record is from RefSeq and is a predicted model, not a curated record.